This is a messenger RNA of Theobroma umbraticum, 462 nucleotides long. RefSeq names its product protein RISC-INTERACTING CLEARING 3'-5' EXORIBONUCLEASE 1-like. Gene Ontology annotation, molecular function: nucleic acid binding; 3'-5' exonuclease activity. Gene Ontology annotation, biological process: nucleobase-containing compound metabolic process. The record is from RefSeq and is a predicted model, not a curated record. Gene Ontology annotation, cellular component: nucleus; cytoplasm. NCBI's taxonomy places the organism in Eukaryota, Viridiplantae, Streptophyta, Magnoliopsida, Malvales, Malvaceae.
AUGGCUGUUGGGUUUGACAUAGAAUGGCUUUCUCAACGUAGCAAUGAUAGUUUACUCACAUUGUGCUAUCAGUUUGGCUGUCUUCCGAUAAAGCUAGGCACUGACCGCCCCUACUUUAUUUCAAAACUCGGGCAGUUCCUCACUCACAAGGAUAUAAUUUUUGCUGGAGUACAUUUACAGGGAGAUGUUAAAAAGCUGUGGGAGAAAUACAGGCUUGAAAUUAGAAAUGUAGUUGAUCUAAGUGAAUUAGCAGCUGAGGUACUGCAUCAUCCUCGCCUUCGUGCAUUUGGUGUGAGAAGCUUGGCACAUCAACUUCUUUUGGUGCCAUUUAAGGCAAGGCCCACCAGCAUACUACGGGUUGAUAAUUCCACGACAGGAGAUGUCCCCCAAAAGCUGAUUGAAUGUGCAUCAGCUGAUGCCCAUGCUGCAUACAAGAUUGGGAAGAAGCUAUUGGGAGAUUGA